GAAAAAAUAAAGAAAAAAAAUCUCCGAAACAAUUCUUUCAAAAGUUCUGUGUCUGCACGAAGCACUUUCCCUCUAUACACAAGAAAACCACAACGCAUUCUAACUUUGACUCUCUCACUUGUAGCUCCCGCUCUCUGCACAAAAUCCAUCGACACACCGUGCCUCUCCGGUGUUGAAGAGCAAGUGUUUUGUCCAAGUCCCUGCAAAAAAGGAUAUCGUUUUAACACUUAUUGCCGCUCAAGAGGUUUAAAGAGAAAUAGUUUUUGGAACCAAGAAGCAGAGAAAAAGCUAAGAAAUUUCCCCAUUUUGUCUAUCCGGAAGGCUGGCAAGAGGUAUCAUUCAAAUACGAUGGUGGCUCAAAAUGCACAUGCUGUUUUUUGGCUUUAUGUUCUUUAUUUAUUUAUCCAGCAUUAAUGUUUGAGAAAAAAAUUGAUUGACAAUAGGUAUUAUUCAAAGAUAAUGGUGGCUCAAACUUAGGAGUACGGAAUGUGCUCUUGACUGCUUUGUUUCAUAUUUGGUCCUUUAGUAUUUCCUUAAAAUUUCACAACAAAGCAUGGCAAAGACUGGUGGUGCGUUACCUGUGGUUUAACAAGAUUGUCAUUCUGUUAUUUAUACAAGAUGUUUUUAAAUUCUAAUAUGAUUCCUUCUUGGCAGAUCUGAUUGAUGUUUAGAUAGUGGAAACUUGGAAGCUAAUGGGGUUUUGUCAUGAGUGCUUGAUACUUUGUUUUUCCUUUCUUUCUAAUAUCUUUAGCAAACAGUCAUUAUUUAAUUGUAUAAUCACUUACUAUAGCAUAGACAUCGAAUUUUGUGAUGAUUCUUUUUUAUCUUUCAGCACUAAUACAUACUUCAAGUAGAAUUUUUUGAUUGCACCAGACACUAACCAAGCGAAGACUAGAGGCAUUUCUAGACAUACCAGCCAAAGAGAACUUUUGGAUGAAUGUAUCUUUAAUAGUAACUUAUUUCCUUUUCACAAGUAAUGACACACAUUUUACAUUGGGAGAGCCUACCUCAAUUAUACAUGUUAUUAUGCUCCUCAACUUUAGUAGUAUUAAUGUUAACUCUUAUUUGCCUUGGUUCUUACCUAAAUUAAUCAUAACUGAAAUGUUGACAAAAUCCUUCAAUUAUCUACCGCACAUAGAAAUUAUAAAAAAAAAUUAUUGGAAAAAUACAGCCCCUGAGGGCUCUGGGCAACCAUGUUAACUUCACACCAUGCAUUGCAUGGUGAUCCCCUCCUUGUCUAUCUCUAAGCAGAUAUAAUUUCUCCUUAUCGGACCCUCUCCAGUCUGUUGUUUGUGGUUUUCAUCGUCUGUUUUUUGCUUGUUUUGACGAGUAGACCUUUUUUUUUUUUUUGGUUAAAAAAAAAAUAGAGUUAGAACAGAGAAGAGCAAAUCCGGAUUGUGCACACCAAAUGUUGUUUUCUAUUUUUGAUAUAGGAGUUAUUAGUUUAUAUGGUUGCAUCCAAGCAACAGUAUCGGAUUGAUGUGGUUUCAUCUUGGUACUUGGAUUUAUGGGUUGUAACUGUUGAGUACAAGAAUGACGAAUUUGUCUGUAGUUUCUGUGGAUAUAACAAUUGUUUAGUUCAUAAACUGAAAUAUUUUUCUCAAUUGAAAUAUUGAAAGCAGAGGUAUGUUCAUAGUUGAGAACUUCCUUAAUUGCGAUACUUUGGGGGCCUUUUGAAUUGCUAAAGAUGUAGAGCAUGUUUAGCUUGCUAAAAGGUGUAUGCUUGUUUUGGGGACUUAAAGUUUGUCAGCCCUUAAACAGAGUGUAUACAUGAAGUGGAACUCCGCAUGCUUCCUCAUUCAAGGAAUUAUGUGAGUUUAGAAAUAAUUUUAUGCAAUUAUUUCUUCCACUUGAUCAGUGUUGCAGUUGUAAUUUUUCUUUUCCUAUUGUUGUUUAAUAAAGGUUCCAGUUUGAGGUAUGGCUCUUAUGUUGAUGCCAUAGUUGCUAAAUCUGAGGUGCAAAGAAUAUGUAUGUUCCUAUUGUAAGCAGGGUUCCUUUGGGUGUGAUCAUUUUUUAGAGGAAAUGGGAACUAUAACUGCUAAAUAUUUCCCAAUUUCCAUUGGACAGCUUAGCUAGUAAAAAAUUGCCAGAGUUUCAUAAUUCAGUUGUUGUGCCCCUGUAAAAGAUAUUUUAUAAAGCUGAUAGUACGUAGAUUUUGGUCUAGACUUUCAUAAUUUGGUUGUUACUCCAAGUUUUAACCAAUUAUAGUUUCUUUAAUAUUUAAGAGACGAAUGGGUAGGAUAUAAGAAACUUAAGCCCUAUAUAAUUCUCCCUUGCAACUUUAUAAGGUUGAAAAGCUAAAUACUGACUACAGUGAUAUUAAGGUAGGCUUGAGCGGAGUUUGAUUGCAGAAAAUGGGAGAGGGAUCAGGAGAGGAGGACAUGCCUAGAGAUGCAAAGAUCGUGAAAUCUCUACUAAAAUCAAUGGGUGUGGAAGACUAUGAGCCUCGUGUUAUCCACCAAUUCUUGGAACUUUGGUACAGGUACGUGGUGGAUGUGCUUACAGAUGCACAAAUUUACUCAGACCAUGCUGGCAAAUCUGUGAUCGAUUCUGAUGAUGUCAAGCUUGCCAUUCAGUCCAAAGUCAAUUUUAGCUUCUCACAACCUCCUCCACGUGAGGUCCUACUAGAGCUAGCUAGGAAUAGAAACAAGACCCCUCUACCAAAAUCAAUUGCCGGGCCUGGAAUUCCACUUCCUCCUGAACAGCAUACCCUAAUCAGUCCCAACUACCAAUUUGCUAUUACAAAGAAACAAAGCAAGGAAGCAGUUGAGGAAACAGAGGAUGAUGAAGAGGCUGCUGAUCCUAACCUUAACCCUUCUCAAGAGCAAAGAAUAGAUGCUUCACUAGGCGCCGCUCAGCGUGUAUCUUUUCCAAUUGGACCCAAACGAUCAAAAUGAGCAUUUUAAUCUCAAUGGCAGUUGCCAAAAAUCAUAUAGUGGUCGAUUGUAUGUUUGGGCUUAUAUAUAGUUCUGCUCGCUGCGAAGUUCCCAGGAAGAUUGACAUUUGUCAUCUCCAUUUCUUGACUCCUUUCUCAUAAGCUAGUCCUUUCUUGUAAGCUAGGAUUCAGUGGUUGGUUGUUUAACCUGUGGCUUUUAUGACCGUUGGUGAUGCAAUCCUGGGCAGUGUAAAAUUCGUCCCUAAAAUGAGACUCUGAAAAUGUUUUCAUACUGGGAGAAGACAAACUGGAGAAUUGUAUGUAUCCUGGAUGCACGAUUGUUUGUGUUCCUCGAAUGAUCCUUCUUUUAUUGUUACUAACACUCCAGUAAAUUUGCUCACA
Molecule: messenger RNA, 3277 nt
Organism: Coffea arabica (coffee)
Lineage: Eukaryota; Viridiplantae; Streptophyta; Magnoliopsida; Gentianales; Rubiaceae
Source: RefSeq, a predicted model, not a curated record